UAUGAGCAAAGAAAAGAGCAUAGAACACUAUCCCUAGAUAUGACCUUUCAAGUGAAAUACCAACUCCAAGCCACGGUCCAUUAAAUCAGAUGAUCCAUCCAAUCCAGUGACGUGCCUCACCUCAACUUUCCCCUCACGCUCCGCAUCCAUCCAACAACAAAUCCAACCCAAUCCAGCCAAUCUCUCCCCAUCAAAUCCACCCUCUAAGCAUGCGCUCGAAACCCACAAAACGAGCCUGCGACGAAUGCAUCACCCGAAAAGUAAAAUGCAGCGGCGCCCAACCCUGCGACACCUGCCGCAGCGCCCCCAAACAGGUGAAGUGCACGUACCUCAAACCGGUCCGUAGGCGCGGGCCCAAAGUCCGACGCUACAGGGUCCAACGCCAGACACAUAGCACCCUUCCAGGGACGGAUGUGCCCGCUUCUAUGGACGGGGUUGCUGAAGGUAAAGCCGAUGGCGAGGCGAAGUCAACAAUAACAGUCCCAAUAUCGGUUCUGGAGACGGUGUUGCGGCUUUAUCAGGAUUCGUCGUUUAGGGUUUGGCCGGUUGUUGAUGUCGGGGUUCUUGUGGGACGGCUUGGGUGUGGUCAGACGGAGACGGAAGUGGGGACGUAUUGUCUUGCUGCGGCGGUUUGUGCGGCGACGAUGGUGCAGUUGGAGCUUGGGCUGGUGGGUGGGUUUGAGGGUGGUGAUAUGGUAGGGCAGUCUUUGCGGUUGCGGGAGGGAUGUUGUUCUAGGGGGGAUCUAGAUGUAAAGGGUGUUCUUGUUUCAUUUUUCUUGCACGUUUAUUAUGCGAAGAUUAAUAGGCGGGGGUUGGCGAUGAGGUUUAUCCAGGAGGCUAUGUCGGGGGCGAGGUUGCUGGGGUUGGAUGAGUGGGAUGGGGAUGAGGAACGGCAGUGGGAUGAGGUUAUUGUUAAUGGGGAGAUUUUGUUUACUUUGCUUUGGAUUUCGGAGAGGGGCUAUGCAAUGCACCUUGGUCUUGUGCCGUCGUAUACGGAUAUGAUUCGGUUGCCGGACGGGGGACACAUGGCGGACAAUGAUCAUGUUCAAGGCUUGUUGGAGCUGGCUAGGCUUUUUGCGGCUUUCGACGGCGUCUCGCUCAAGAGGGGUAUUGGCAAUUAUGGCCCGGGUGCUAUCUCUGCGGAUUGUCUGACCGAGACGGAGGCAGCACUGUCCAUGCUCUCGCUAGGUGAGGGUGGCAGGGCUUCAGCCCGUAUGGCGGAUUACUGCAUUACGAAGGAAUGGAUGAGGACUAUUAUCUGGCAGGAAGCAUUGUCUCGGCAAAUGCUGUCCUCCAAGUCAAACGCUGAGCUGCUUACAUUCAGGUUUCCGGUACUUGUCAGUCGAGAUCUCUUAUAUUCGUUGCAGGGGUUCUCCGAGUCUGAUUUGUUGCCUCUGGGUCGUGAUCAGUUGUUGAAGUGCUUUGAAGUUACAAACUCACUUGCUGAUAUUGUGUUAUGUACGCCGUCGAUUUCGUCUUAUGCCUUUCGAUUGGGGCCCCAGGACUUUCUGCAUGCUUUGUAUCAAAAGCUGCUGCCGUUCCUAGAACAAGACUCUAUGCUCAAGUCUAUGUUACAUGCGAAGACAGCUGAAGCUCUGGUGACAGCACCUGCUCGGUUGUUGAAAUUCCAUGAUGGAGGAACAGCGGACGACGAGGGCGCUAUGAAUGAAUACCUGGACCUUUCAGUAUACGAUACGGAUUAUUUCAGUACACGAAUGACUCUGGUUGGAAAGCUAGUGAUAUAGCUGGACACACAAAUUUCUCUCAUCGGGGAUGAUAGGCACAGCUACUCUGAUAUCUGUAGCACAAUUCUUCCUGCAAUAUCACCCUUCUCCAUCUCCUCAUACACCUGAGGCAACUCUCUGAACUUGCGGACUUUGAUCUCUGGCUUUACCACGCCUCGGCGAACCAGAUCGACAGCCUCCAUGC
Molecule: messenger RNA, 1929 nt
Organism: Aspergillus alliaceus
Lineage: Eukaryota; Fungi; Ascomycota; Eurotiomycetes; Eurotiales; Aspergillaceae
Product: putative C6 transcription factor
Exons: 3
Coding region: 210-1745 (511 amino acids)
Biological process (GO): regulation of DNA-templated transcription
Molecular function (GO): DNA-binding transcription factor activity, RNA polymerase II-specific; zinc ion binding
Source: RefSeq, a predicted model, not a curated record